AUGCAUGUCCCCGGGGAUCUAGGUUUUUCCAGCCUGGUCCUUGCGGCGGUGUGCCUCGCUUUCCCGAUUGCAAUCCUCUUAAUUCAUCGCAAAUGGCGGAUUGCCGUCGCCAGGAACGAGGAGAUCAACAGGCUCCUCGUGUUGGCGUCCGAGGAGGCUGUUAGAGCUGAGCUCGAGGCUACGGUUUCCUACACUGCCGUCCCUGUGCCCCGGAAUGUGUACCAGUGCGUUGUUUGUUAUUCCCCAACCACCACGCGAUGUGCCCAGUGCAAAGCCGUCCGAUAUUGUUCUGGAAAAUGCCAAAUCAUCCACUGGCGACAGGGUCAUAAGGAUGAUUGUCAUCCUCCCUCCAUCUUGAAUGAUGAUAGAACUAGUUUCAAGGUGGAGGUGGCAGAGAAAAUUGAGCCUCAUACUUAUGAUGCCAGAUGGGAAAAUGCACCAAGUGAUACAUCAUCAACUGAGCAUGCAUCUUCUGAUUCCGGUUGGUCUCCUGAAGUUGCACUUAGAAAGGAAGAAGAUACUGGAGUUGAUUUCAUUUCAGAUACAAGAGGGGUGGAUUCUACAUCUGAAUCGUCAGGUACCUUCUUUUCAGGAUUUUCUAGUCCUGCUACGAGCGGGGAAUCGUCUGAUGAGGCUUCUGUCAGUGAAAGCAUCAGUUCAAAUGAUCCUGAGGGUCCAGAUAGACAAACAUCCACCUAUGUUGCAUCUGACAUUCUCCGUUCUGGCUUGAGCAAAGUGGAUCAGCUGGAGCCAUUGUCUCCAAAAUUUGCUAAGUUGGCUGAUGCCACUGAUAAUGUUAAUUUUAUGGCUCGUUCAGAUGACAUCAAACCGCAUAGUGGAGAGCCAACAAAUAUUUAUGCGUCCUCUAGUUCCUCAGGUCCCAGCAUCAGUGCUACAUUUUCUAAAACCAACCCUGUUAAGAUUGCUUCUGAUUAUUGGGGUGGCACUUCAGAGUCUGUUGUGGCCACUGUUGUUGAUGAUGUUAAUGCUAAACCCAAUUCUGCUAGAGCUGUGAAGACUAAGCGGUCAGAAGGAGAAAAACUUAUAUCUGAUGAGGAACCCAGUAGGAAAUCUGCACUCGAGAAUAUCAUUGCGGAUGCUCCAAGAAUCAGUAGCUCUAAAUCUGGGAACUCAGAAAGGCAUACUCGCAUCAAGAAUGACUCCUGUGGGGAUUCAAAAGUCUUAAUGACCCAUGAGCUUAGGGCUGCAUCAAAGUCCUCUGCUCCGCAUGUAUCUUCCAGUUGUGAAGGGGAUGCAUUGUAUGGAGAUGCUUCGAAAUUCUCUGGAUUGUAUUCCUUGAACAAGAGAUCAAAUCUUCUUGCUAGUGAUACAAUAGCAGCUUCACAUUUGUCAAAACCCAGACUAUCUUCUGAGCAGCAUGCUUCUAGUAUGAUUGCGCAGCCAUUGCUAAUUGUGAAAGCUGUGAAAGUUGAAAAUGGUGAAGUGUUACCUGUUACUUCUAACCAGUCUGGAAGCAUGUCUUCAAGUUCUAUGAGUGGAUUGAGAUCAUCAAUGAGGAAGGUUGUUGACCAACUUAGAGGACCUAAAUGUGGAAGAUACAGUAAUAAGGGCAUUUUUCUUUAUGAUCUAUUUGUAAAGUUAUACUCUCACAAGGUGGAUUUCCAACCAUGCGGACUCAUCAAUUGCGGGAACAGCUGCUAUGCUAAUGCUGUUCUUCAGUGCUUGUCAUUUACACCUCCUCUGACUGCUUAUUUUUCCCAAGGACACCACUCUAAAGCCUGUGUAAGGAAGGGAUGGUGUUUCACUUGUGAGCUUGAAAAUCUGGUUUUGAAGGCUAAGGAAGGGAGAAGCCCACUCUCUCCCGUUUCUAUACUUUCACAACUACAGAACAUUGCAAGCAACCUAGGUAAUGGGAGAGAAGAAGAUGCACAUGAAUUUUUGAGGUAUGCUAUCGACGCUAUGCAAUCUGUUUGCCUGAAAGAAGAUGGAAUUAAAGCAGUGGGCUCAACCGAAGAAGAAACUACCCUUAUUGGCCUGACAUUCGGGGGCUAUCUAAGAUCAAAGAUAAAAUGCAUGAAGUGCCACUACAAAUCAGAACGGCAAGAAAGAAUGAUGGAUCUCACAGUUGAAAUCGAAGGGGACAUAGGCAAGCUAGAAGAUGCGCUCAGACGAUUUACUAGUACUGAGAUUCUAGAUGGGGAAAACAAGUACCAGUGCGGCAGAUGCAAAUCUUAUGAGAAAGCCAAGAAGAAGCUGACAAUAUUGAAGGCACCUAAUAUACUUACAAUUGCUUUGAAGAGAUUCCAGUCGGGUAAAUUUGGAAAGCUCAAUAAAUCGAUUCGGUUCCCUGAGAUCCUGGACCUGGCACCAUACAUGAGUGGUACAAGUGAUAAAUCGCCAAUUUACAGGCUCUACGCGGUGAUCGUUCACCUAGAUGUAAUGAAUGCUUCAUUUUCCGGUCACUAUGUGUGCUAUGUUAAAAAUAGCCAGAAUAGGUGGUUCAAGAUUGACGACAGCACGGUAACAACUGUUGAACUGGAAAGGGUCUUGAGCAAAGGUGCAUACAUGCUUCUUUAUGCAAGAUGCUCUCCCCAGGCCCCACCAGGGUUGAUAAGGAAUGGAACAGUACUGUCUCCUGAUGUGAAGAAUAAUAAAAGCAGCAGUGCUUCUAAAAUCCACCCGAAGGUGGGAGUAAUAAGUUCGAGAUCAAGUGGCGAUCAUGAGUUGCUUCACCAUCAGCCCAAUUCAGUAGCGUCUUCUCUGGAUAAUGAAGCAGCAAGUGUGGAAUCUUUCUAUUUGAAGUUCCACCGGUUGCAGAGGAUCUUGGAAGAGGACUCCUCAUCUGGCGACAAUUACUCGUUCACCAGCAGCAAUAAUUCUGAUGAAGGCUCGUGCAGCACUGAUAGCACCCGGGAUUCCACGAGUGCUGAUGAUCUUUCCGAUUACAUUUUUGGGUGUUGGAACAGUAGCACUUGGAGGAAAGCAGCUGCAGAUUUUGACGCCGCCACGGCAUCUUCAUCAUCGUCAUCGUCGACUUCUUCAUCUCCGUUGUACUCGAGGCAUUCACCCCUUUCCAACACAGACCGGGAUGCUUCAGCAGCAGGGUUUGCAGAGACAUCUGGAAGUCAUUGUGGUGAUGUUUGGGAGAAUAGGGCGGGGAGCAGGAGGGUAACGGAAGGAGGUGACCGUCGGUUUUACCACGCUGACACGGUUAAGCAUAGUGCUCAUCGUAGUAGGAAAUUAGGUAGUAGUAGUUGUAGAGAAGCUGACUCGGAGAGAUUAGUAGGACGGGUUAGUAGCAAGUUGUCUUCAAAUGGUGUAAAAUCUGGUGUACCCUUUAGGAGAUCAGUGAGCGACAGAACAGAUUAA
Linum trigynum is the source of this 3330-nucleotide messenger RNA. The record is from the annotation of a GenBank genome assembly. NCBI's taxonomy places the organism in Eukaryota, Viridiplantae, Streptophyta, Magnoliopsida, Malpighiales, Linaceae.